AUGGAUGAAGUCUUACCAUUGUUUCGCGAUUCUCAUAUUCCACAGAUUAAAGAUUAUCAAUUGGAGUUACAGAACGAUUUGACUAAAACCAAUGAGGCCUUCCAAAAGAAUUUGCUAAAGAACUAUAACAAGAUCUUAAGCUUGACCGAUUCUGUUAAUGACUUGUCGCUCAAUUUGAAAAAUGUUGAUCAAGAUUUUAAAUCCCUGUGUUUCAAUGAUGAAAAAUUUCAGUUGAAUAAGUUAACUCCACUACCAUACCAAACCACUACCCAUAUAUCACCACCUCGUGACGAAGAAAAAGUCAGCAUACCAUCGCAAAACAUUUUAGUAAUUUCAAAUUGGACCAUCUCCAUCAACAACUUCUGUAAUCGUAUAGUUACUUCCACUACUCCGUCGCGGAUAUUCGACGAGCUACUGUUGAAUUUCCACGAAUUAUCUUUGAUACCAGUUCCUUCCAAAUUUGAAGCGCUUGUCAAGGACAAAUGUUGUCGACUACAGAAGUUCUUGGUGGACUCUAUGAAGACAUUAAACUUAACUUUACUACAGUGGGUAAAACUAUACAAUUUACUAAACACGGAGUUUUCCUCGAAGUGGGACGAUGAUUUACUUUCUAUAUUCAAUGAAUCCCUAUUCGAGACACUAUUUAACGAUAACGUUCAAGCGUUACUGAUAUCAAGUGCCAACAGCAAAGAUCAUCAAUAUCACUCCAAUCAGCAAUAUAAGGACGCGAUUGUUGUCGAUUUUGUGAAUUCGUCCACCUUUAGAGACCAUCUCAUUCGGAGAACCGUGAAAGAAAUAAACACACAUUUGGAUACACUCUCUACUUUGAGAGCCAAGCUUAAGGAGCCUGAAACUCUUCAUAAAUUAGAUAUCUUCCAUGAUAAUGAUACGAACCUCAAUGAUGGCACUGUAUCUCCACUUGAUGAUGAUGCAUUGAAACAAUAUAUUGAUACAGCGGUAUUCUAUUCAAAAGGUUUAACCAAUGAUACCACGUUGCAAAUUUAUCAAACGGUGCAGCCUACGAUUGAAAUCCUACAAAACUUAGAAUUGUAUAAAUGCCCUCAAGAGACACUGACAGAUUUGAGAAAUAAAUUGAUUACUCAAUUGCAAGAGUUUAAGACUCAGAUCUCAUCCCGCUUACCUUCACCACUGGAAAACUCAACGAGUGUUGUGGAUGAUUUUAUAACUUCGUACAACAAUCACAAUCUCUUGCAAUUAGUCAUCGAUCAAAUUACUCAAUUAAGGCAACAGUAA
This is a messenger RNA of Saccharomyces cerevisiae S288C, 1254 nucleotides long. RefSeq names its product Golgi transport complex subunit COG1 (gene COG1). Lineage: Eukaryota; Fungi; Ascomycota; Saccharomycetes; Saccharomycetales; Saccharomycetaceae. The transcript has a single exon. The coding region runs from base 1 to 1254 and encodes 417 amino acids. Gene Ontology annotation, cellular component: Golgi membrane. The record is from RefSeq and is marked reviewed.